GCUGCCGUAUGCAGUGAAACGCUACUUCUGGGCCCGCAUAGCAUUCCACACGACACAUACUUCACCCGUCAUGGGCUGGCUUCUUUACCUCGCAGCUUCACCGGCGGCGCUCAUAAUGUUCCUGAGAAUCCUGGCUCUCAUACUGCCGGCGCAGCUGGCGCAACUUGCGUCGUUUGCGGCGUUUACUUUGACAUCGUUCAUCCUGAUGAUGCUAUGCGCCUCGUACGGUGUCUUCGCCAGCAUUGCCCUUAGGAUGGUCGGGUAUGGCGGACUCAGCCAAUGGACAGUUGCUCGCGCGUUCAAAUGGAGCAUGUGGCUCGCCACGGGCGUCACGUUUCGGGUUACCGGCAGCAUGAAGCGCGAGGGCGGUAUGACCGGAGAAGAUGCAUUGAACACGCGGCCAGUUGUGUUUGUGGGCAACCACCAGACAGAGAUGGAUGUGUUGAUGCUGGGCUGCGUGUUUCCAAAGUACACGAGUGUCACGGCCAAGAGUAGCUUGAAGCACAUGCCAUUCUUGGGCUGGUUCAUGGCUCUCAGCAAAACCGUCUUCAUCGACCGCGCCAACCGCGCCGUCUCACGCGCAACCUUCGACACGGCUGCCGCAACCAUGAAAACCAAGCGCCAAAACGUCUUCAUCUUCCCCGAAGGCACGCGCUCAUACGCCGAAGAGCCAAUGCUCCUGCCAUUCAAGAAAGGCGCCUUCCACCUCGCGGUACAAGCACAAGUCCCCAUCGUACCUGUCGUAUGCGCCAACUACGACAACGUCCUGAACGUGAAGAAGCGGAGAUUCUGCCCCGGCACAAUCGAUGUGACGAUCCUACCACCGGUCGACACAAAGGGAUGUACAGCAGAAGACGUGGACCGGCUGGUAGAAAAAACACGCAAUGCUAUGCUGGAGGAAUUGUUACGGCUAUCACAUGUCACGGAUGGAGGCAGGAAUGGCAUGCCAUUGCCAAGCGCAAGUGGAGUAGAUGAGAAGACGCGGGAGCUCAGGAAGAGGAAUUAGAAUAGCUUCACCUGGAAGCGACUUCGCGAAAUCAUGGCUGAGGCGGAGAGCGGGUGAAUAUGGCGUUUGGCGCAGAGGGACAGACGUUUGGCAUUUCGAUGUCCUUGGACUUUGAAGCGGCAUUGCAGGAACGCAUAUUAAGAUUACUGGUAGCAUCGGAUGAGUUGGCCGAAGUAUAUUUAGAUACUACUUGGGCAUAUGCAUAUAACACUAGUUUCAAUACCACUCCGGAGUACAU
Parastagonospora nodorum SN15 is the source of this 1244-nucleotide messenger RNA. RefSeq lists its product as hypothetical. Gene Ontology annotation, molecular function: 1-acylglycerol-3-phosphate O-acyltransferase activity. NCBI's taxonomy places the organism in Eukaryota, Fungi, Ascomycota, Dothideomycetes, Pleosporales, Phaeosphaeriaceae. Gene Ontology annotation, biological process: phosphatidic acid biosynthetic process. Bases 71 to 1006 code for a protein of 311 amino acids. The transcript is spliced from 2 exons. Gene Ontology annotation, cellular component: endoplasmic reticulum; membrane. The record is from RefSeq and is a predicted model, not a curated record.